GCUCGAGGGCGGCGGCGGCGGCGGGGGCGGCGCUCUGGCGGCGGCGGCGGCUCUCGGUGGUUACCGGCGGCUCCAUGUCGGGCUCGGAGGAGGAGGCGUACAGCUCGGCCGAGGACGAGGACUACGUGCCCUCGGGCGCGGAGUACAGCGAGGAUGACUGCAGCGAGCUGGUGCAGGAGGACGAGGAGCAGCGGGCCCGGGCCGGGCCGCGGGCAGCCCGCGGCAGGAGCAGCCCCCGCCGCCCCGCCGGCAGGAAGAGGAAGAAAGGAGGUCUCGUGCUAGAGCCCGAUGAGAAAGAGGAAGGAAAGACUCAGGAAAAUGAAGAGGAGGAGGUGGAUAACUUAAAGCAGGGAGAAAAAGACAGAGAAGAAGAAGAGAAAAAGAAGGAGGAUGCGCUUUGGGCCAGCUUCCUUAGCGACGUGGGACAGAAGCCCAAAGCAGCGGUGGCCACACAAGCUGCCAAGGCUGCAGAAGAGAAGAAUGUGAAGAAGCUUCAGGAGAAACCAAAAGACUCCGAGAAGCCAAAAGAUUCAGGAAAAGUGACGAUCACCAAAGUGUUUGACUUUGCUGGUGAGGAAGUCAGAGUGACUAAAGAAGUGGACUCAACCUCAAAAGAAGCAAAAUCUUUUCUGAAGCAGCAAGAGAAGCGGCAGUCCUCGGCUCCAGCUUCCCUCCCGACAGGCUCUGGGGUGAAGAGGCCGAGCGGUAUGAGCAGCCUCCUGGGGAAGAUCGGCUCCAAGAAGCAGAAGAUGAGCACGCUGGAGAAGUCUAAGCUGGACUGGGAGAACUUCAAGGAGGAGGAAGGCAUCGUGGAGGAGCUGGCGAUCCAUAACCGAGGGAAGGACGGGUACAUCGAGAGGAAAGCGUUCCUGGAGCGCGUGGAUCACAGGCAGUUCGAAAUCGAGCGCGACAUCAGGCUGAGCAGGAUGAAGCCCUGAGGGGCCAGGGACGGCCGUGGGGUCCCGCUGGCUUCCGUGCCCCAGCUGGGGGCUGCCAGCCCCCGCCUGACCACGGGGCACGGGAACCGUUCUCUACCCAAGCCUGUACGUCUCGGCAGGUUUUUCCUUUUACUGUAAUGUUUGGGGAGGGUCUUUGUCAGUGGGCAGGGGGCACUUCGAGGGUUCAGUCACCCGGCUGGUGACAGAAGCGACCCCGUGGCACCGAUCCUUUGCCUCCCCUGGGACGCUGCUGGAGCCAGGGGCACGCGGACAAGCCAGGUUACGGCUCGGCUGACGUUUGUGGUGGUGGGAGAGGAGCUGCAGGAAAGGCUUUGCGGCUGCUGUGCGUGUGCAAGCCCUGGGAUUCGGGGCUGCAGCCCCUCUCCCUGCUCUGCCAGCCCCGCAGCCUUCCCUGCCCCUCUGCGCUCUCGCCCAGACAAAGCCAAACUGUCUGUACUUGUUUGUGGGGUCUGAUGGUGCUGGGGCUUUUUAAGCAAGCCGAUGAAGAAAUCCUCCCUUGUUCGCUCCGUCAAGGAGAUGGGAGCAGCUGCAGCAGGCAGGACGGGCCAGGAUCUGUUCACGUGAAUAAAGUAUUCCAUCCCGAU
This is a messenger RNA of Oxyura jamaicensis (ruddy duck), 1543 nucleotides long. It is a transcript of the gene CFDP1, whose product is annotated as craniofacial development protein 1. The coding region runs from base 75 to 938 and encodes 287 amino acids. NCBI's taxonomy places the organism in Eukaryota, Metazoa, Chordata, Aves, Anseriformes, Anatidae. The record is from RefSeq and is a predicted model, not a curated record. The transcript is spliced from 7 exons.